Messenger RNA from Fusarium verticillioides 7600, 1009 nucleotides. RefSeq lists its product as hypothetical. The coding region runs from base 226 to 747 and encodes 173 amino acids. The transcript has 2 exons. Lineage: Eukaryota; Fungi; Ascomycota; Sordariomycetes; Hypocreales; Nectriaceae. The record is from RefSeq and is a predicted model, not a curated record.
CGGAGAAAUUCCAAGAUGAUCAGUUUCAUAUAUCGCGCGCCUAAACUCCAGCCCAAUCUCUUGUUGAAGACGGCGCAACCCGUGGAUAGCGAAGCUGGUCAUUGAAAGAACCUGGUCUGGCACCAGGAUAUCGAGUCUUAACCACCCCGCAUCGUGUUCUGCCAAAGCCAAUCGUGUUUCUUAGAGCUUUCAGGCUUCGGAUGAACCCUCCAACUGUUGUUCGCCAUGGUACAGCAAGUCGCUGUGGCAUUGUAUGACCGGGGUGACUAUUCUCGCGGGGAUAAGCGGCGAGUCUUUGGCUAUGAGGCUUAUCAUUGGGGCAUCAUCAUCAUGCCCGAUGGUCCCGAGGAACGAGAUUAUCACGCCUUCUCUGCUACCGAUGUAUCCGAGAUCAAUCCAGUUACUUUUCGCAUGCACAACCCUACCAUGACUUGGUGGCUCCGAGCCGAGGAAAAUGUCAAGCCCGACGAAAACGUCAAACCACUUGGGUGUAUUGUUAUUGGAGAAGUGCCAGAGGAUGUCACGUUCGCUCAACUAGACGACCUGUUUCACUCUAUAUCUCUACCGGUAAAGAACACGCAUCCGCAGCAGAGCUGUGUGACUUGGAUCGUGUAUGCCGUACAGGCCCUUCAGGAGCAAGGUUGGGUAACGCAGUUUGAUCUCGACGAGUUCAAAGACCGGGUCGUCUCUUACGCUGACGAGAGGAUGGAAGGGUCAAGCUCACAGGUCAUAUUCUAUCAAUCUUAGCAAUGUUUAUAUGUCUUUUUAUGAUGCCAGUAUACACUCUCACUCCAGCCUUUCAGCUGGGCGUCAUGUAAGCCAUUUCAGUGGGAUAUGAGACUUACUGCUAUACAGCGGAUGAUAUCUAAGUCACGAUGCAUGCGUCUCAGUUCAAAUUUGGCCUAGUAUUGGCAAAGCAUUGACCCUUGCUAUGAAUCACGGUAUUAACUUGUUUCUGUCAAACCUUCACCGACAGUUUCUCGCCAUGCACUGUGUCUUUAUACUGGGC